UGGCAUCCCUGGUUGUCCAUCGGUACGUUUUGGGGCCAAAUUGGAGACGCUCCGUGCAUCGACAAUGGAGCAGCAUGCCGUCUUGGCCCAACGCAAGUCCGCCUGCCCGGGGCACUCGUGGAAAGUCGCCCCGUCUCAUACCCAACAGAAUCUUCAGCUCCCACUUGGACAGCAUCAUCAAGAGCAAAGAAAAGGAGAGAGACGUCCAAAGCCAACGCCGGGCCGCCCCGACCGCGACGGCCGCAGAGGUUAACGCUGAAGAAGAAACAGACUCCUGCGACGCGGCCUACUCCGACCUGCACCUGCAAGAGCGUCAAGAACCGUAUGGGGCGGAGAGCGAGGACGUCAACGUCAGUUUUGGUAGUGUCAAAGAAGAGAUUCGCAUUCAAGUGACAACUGAAGUUCACAUGAUACCCUGGCCAGGGGAAGAACUUCAGACACAGCUUCUCAACAACUCAACGCACGAUGAAGAUGUUGAUUCAAUUGCCAAUGAAGACCAGGAUGAAGUGCCGUCACCUGAACUUGCACCCCAAGCUUCUCACCAAAAAAAUGCAAUGGAAGAAUUGGAAGGAGAAAAUGCUGCCCCUCGGCGUAGAAGCUCCAAAAGUAAAAAGCACAAGAAGAGAAAGGAAGAAUCUGCUCAAAGAAAUGAAUCCCCUUCAAGGGAGGUCAAGGCACACUCAAGAAAAUCCAGGAAAUCUAAACGCUCUGCUCAUAAAGAAGAAAAUGAUUCACCAGACAGAAACCCCUCUCCCACUAAGCGCCAGUCAAGACAUGAAGACUAUGAUCAGACAGAUGAUGAUGUCAAAGGCAAAAUUCGGAUCAAGCUACGAGGUGAGGGAAGUCUCCAACACCUAAAUAGAUCGGUUCCUCUCAGUCAACAUGAGACUGAUUCCUCAUCUACCCCACAAAGCCUGAGAGGCACUUCCAAAGACAGGCUGAAUCAGUCAUGGAGUGCAGAGACCCCAAGGAGCAGGCAUGAAAAGAGAGGAAGAAGUAGUCACAAGAGACACAAUUCCCCUCUGCCUGUGUAUUCUUCCUCAGAGAACUCAACACCUGUCAAGGCUGAAGACACCAAGUACCCACCACAGCAGCUUAAGAAUUUGAAUCACCUAGCAAGGAUGUCUGCAUCAGAAAUUUAUGUUGAUGUUGCUGUGUCAUCUGCAUCUGAUGAUGAAAUUUUUGAAAAUGAAAUAUUCACAAUUCGUCACCAUUCAAGUGAAACUGAGUCUCCCUCUGAAGUGUCAAGCAGAAGUGGUAGUGGUUGUUCAAAGCCUAGUGCUGGCCUCAUCCCAUUUUGUGCACCACGGCCUGCAUAUGUACCCAUGAGGCAAGAAAUGUAUCACCCACCAGCAAUGACAGGGUCUCCCUAUGCACCCAACUGGCAAAGUCCUCAACAGUAUCCUGCUUCUCCUGCACCUGCAAUGCAGCAAGGAGUAUUCCAAUGGCAAGAUGACUUUGAUGGUGAUGCUAUAGCUUCACUAGUGAGAUAUCCGUCUCCUCCACACCCUCAGCGUCCCCUUUUAGGUGAUCUACCACUAACACCACCGGGCACUGUAGAUUACCCCAUAAAGCGGCGUUCAUUACCACCUUCUCAGGAAUAUCCAAUACCACCUGCAAACCGUUAUUCUCUACCCCAUCAAUGGCUUCAACCCGAGUCUUCAGCUGAACUACUACCUGCUGCUCCAAUGGUUGAUAAGCGAUUUACUUGCUUACAAGCACUCGACAAUCCUCCAAUACCCAGGAUUGGUAGUUAUCAACUUAUUGGUGAUAGUAUGCUUCUCCGCUUUUCACAACAAAUACUGGGACAACCUCCAAUUCUUAGUGAGAGCAUACGGUUUUUAGGAUACUGUGUGAGUGGCCAGAGAAUUGGAGAUCUAUUGAAACGCUUAAAAUCAGGGUUUUAUCACAUAGGAAAUAACGUAGUUCUUAUGAUCGGAACAAAUGACCUUGUCAAAAAUUGUCAAGCUGAGCAAAUGAUACAUGAAUUGCGUCGAGUUCUGGAUUAUUUGUGUACCAAGGCUGAGAAAAUAGUAGUCCUAACAUUACCACCUGUUCCUCUCCAUGAGCAUUUUACCCACCACUGGACAAGGUUGAAUAAGUACAACGACUUUAUCAGGACACUAAACAAUGCUGGUCCCCCUCAUAUUUCCCACCUAGAUAUCUCCAGAUUGUAUUGUGACAAAAGAAUUUCAAAGUGCAGAAUGGAUUGCUUUGAAUUGAAAUUUAAAUCUUCUAAACGAAAGGAUCUUAUACACCUCAACCACAAAGGCCUUCUGUUGGUAAAAGAUGAGUUGUAUAAACUUUCUUAAGUUGUUACUGCCUGCUUUAAUGUAACUUACCAAUGUCUUUGCUAUUGAUGACAAUCUUAUGUGAAGUUCUAGUGCUAGUUUAAGAAGUUUGUUACUACCUAGUUGGUUUAAAAGUUGUUCUUGACGGUUUGUGCCAACUACUGUAUCUGUUGAGAUAUUUAUUUUCCUUAAGGAAUGAAGAGUGGACUGUUCCUUUCUUUUUAAUUGUUUCUGUUCUGAAUUGCCAUCUUACAGUAUUAUUAGUUCUUGUUAUGGCUUCAAUAAAUUAUAUGAUUCCUAAAGAAUAUUUUGUUAAAAUAUUUUCUUUUUUAUGUUAAGGAAAUCAUGAAGGGUAGAAGUGCAACAAGCAAUGAUAAUUAAUAAGUUCCUUCAUUCAACAAAGAUUUAUUGGUCAGAAACAGGAAAUAUAGCUACUUAAAAUCAAAAUGAAAGUUGUUUGUUCUUUGUUGUGAAAGUUCUGUUCCAGGACUAUUUUAGUCAUGCAUGAAAUCUUGAAGAUUUUUCUUUAAAUUCUUUCAUUUAAAAAAAGAAGUUGAAAUUUAUCUUGAUUUUGCUUAAGAUUAUAUUGAAGCAUGGUGGAAUGCCAGUCAUGGACUUUGUACUGGAACUUUUGGUCCCCUGUCAUCCCACCAUUCUAGCAUCUGUAGCCAUGUAGCCAUGCUGCAGCACUGCUGUAGUUGGGGCAGUCUCACACUUGGUGCAAUACCUGCUGGACCGUAUCUUAAAUCGUAUAUUGUCAUGAGAUCACGACAAACUGAAAAUCUUUCCUCCAACAUGAGGAUGCCGGUUACUUACGGUAUUUUUAGAAAACAGCCUCAAAGCUUCAACACCAAAGGGUACUGAGAUUGCGUCGCAUUCUAUUGACAUUCCUUUUGUUAAUCUCAGUUUUGUUUGCUCAAUGUGUUUUGAAGGACAGUUUUAUUAUGUUUUUUGUGUUCAUCUCACUGCUUUCAAUUUGAGUACAAUGUUUGUAUAGACUUUAUUUAUUGAAUUUUUUGUUUCAAUUUUCCUGUAGACAUUCCUGUGAAUAAUUUAUUAAAUAUAAUAUUCAUAAAGUUCAUCAUGAUCCUACUUAAGAUAGAAUCUCUUAUGACAAGAGACUUGUUUCCUCAAUCUCCUAAGGUGUCUUAUUUCCUUUUGUAAGAAAAGAAAUAAAUGAGAAGAUUCCUGUAUAGAUACCAACUGUAUGCAUGGUAUGUUCUUACUUCUCCUAACCAAUUUUCUGGAGCCGUUCAUACUUUUCAUAAAGUUGGUAUCCACAGAUGAUGAUAAUGGGUUUGAUUUAUGUUUCCCGAAGAUCUAAAAAAUUAGGCUAAUUUUUAAAGCCAAAUUAAAUACUUUCUUUCUAUUUGUGUGUAUGGGCAUAUCUUGUUGCAUGUCCAUUUUAUGAUGAUAUGUUAAGAAUAACAUUUCAUAUUUUGUACUACACUUAAACUAUUUAUUUAUUUAAUAGUUGUUGACGUGUUUGUUUUGUCCACUCAUUGCAAGUUUUGUGCAAUGUUGUUAGCUGAUUUUGUUUUGAAUGUUUUCUUUUUUUUUUGUUGACUCAUUUUAGUCCACUGUCACUGGAUUUGUCCUUUUCCUUGCAUUUGCACAUUUUGUCCUCCAUCUCUAGUUCCUUGGUUGAACUGCAGUUUUUCUUACGAAGCAAGUUUCAAAUGAUCGUAGCUAAGUUGUAUCAGUUUAUCUUGCUGCACUUUCUACUUCGGUCACUCAAUUAUUUAUCUACACUGAAUUUUGUGUAAACGUUAUUUAAGCUGUGCUGUUCCUGUUGCGACAUUCACACAAUUCCUGUUACAACUGUAUUUAAUGUAUUUGUAAAAGAGUUCAGUUAUGCAUUUCUUUUGACAGAAAUUUUUAGAUGUGUGUUGCCAUGAUAUGAGAGGCUUUUGUUGUUCAUGAGAAAGGCUUUGGAUCAAUUGAAGUACAGUGAAGUAAAUUAUUCAUUACUUGA
This is a messenger RNA of Thrips palmi, 4266 nucleotides long. RefSeq names its product actin cytoskeleton-regulatory complex protein PAN1-like. The record is from RefSeq and is a predicted model, not a curated record. Bases 75 to 2312 code for a protein of 745 amino acids. The transcript is spliced from 7 exons. Lineage: Eukaryota; Metazoa; Arthropoda; Insecta; Thysanoptera; Thripidae.